GAAUUUCAUUCAGUCUGCAAAAGUAUCUACAGCGUUUCGGUUGUGUUUCAGCGGCGCAGCUAACGUAUUCGGAAGCACCAUUUCGUAGUGUUGUAGUAGCACACAAAAUUAUAAUUGACGCGCGUUCAAAAUUCUUUUCCCCCUAUAAAUAAAUAGUGAGUGUUUUCUCGAGUGUGAGCGGCGGCGUGUAAAGUAGAGUAAAGUGAAAAAUAAUUGUGAAAUGCAAAUGAAAUGAACUUUUCCGCUUUGUCGCCAUUGUCGAUCGAAUUGGUUCUUAAGUGUGCCACUUUGUGCCUAUUUUAGAGCCCCAAGUGCGAGGCGCGUGAGUGGGAAGCGGAAGGCGUGUACGACUCGAUCUCGCUGCAACUUGUGUUAAGCGACGAUAAAAAAUUGUUGUUCUUGUUUUCUACACUUAAUUCGACGGCUGCUACGUUUCGCGUUCUGAAAUAAAGAAAGCCGCCACAUUUGUGGAAAUCUUUGAGAGAGAAUUUCAAGAAUUUCCCAAAAUCCAAGUGGCAACUACAUGUUGAAGUGUAGUUGAGUGUGUUGAAAGUGCGGAAAAGCUAACAAAUAGCGACAGCCGGAAAAAACAUACUUGAGUUGUUGUUAUUCGUAUUUAACGGGAAUUGUGAAAACAAUCAAAAGCGGUUUUUGAGAAAAAUCUUCAAGCAGCAAUAUUAAAAACAUAAUCAAACAUACACAAAAUUAAAGCAAACAUAAAGAAGAUUUAACGAAAUUUCAGCGGCAAUCGACGAGACAAUAAUAACAACAACAAAAUUCGUGGCAACAAUUUGUACACGUUUGGCACGAUGGAGGGCGGCUACGUGAAUGAAGCUAUCAUUAAUUCCAAUACUCAUUCGGCAAAAUUUCAAAAUCCAUUUUCGGCUAAGCAAACACCAUCACUUGCAACAACACAAUUAUCACCAAUAAAAUUGCAAGAGCAACAACAAUCAGCUAUGAAAAAUGCAUCAUCACCCUCAUUGGCAUCACCAAAUUCAUAUCGUACGAAUCGCAUUGCUUCGUCUUGGCAGGAUCUUGUGCAAAAAGUGCGCAAUUACGAUUAUAAUCGCGUGAAAAAUUUAAAACAACAUUUUCAUAUUGAAUAUGUAACAAAGGAAAAAUUUGCGGGUGGUCAACUGAAAACAAAAAAUGGACAAAAAUAUGUAUUCAACGGUCCACCAUCGGGUAUUUACGUGACCAGAACAUGCGUAUUCUUCACGGCGAUUGUGACGCUUGUGGCGCUCAUCUUUACCAUACUCAUAACAUAUUUCUUGACAGCGAACGCCGUGAAAACACCUAGCUGUCUCAAUGGCAAUUCAAAUAAGAACUCGCCACCUUUGGCUCUGUCCUCCAACUCGAACGGUCCACAAUUUAACAAGACACCCGUGGCGACGGCUAGCAUGCUUGGCAUGGCACCACCUACCGCCAGUCCCAACGCGAAAUAUGGCACCACACCGCCAAUCGCACCAAUCGCGCCAAUCGGUGACAUCAGCAUACCGCCAGAGCAUGACAUACUCGGCACAGAUAAGAGUAAAGCAGCCGAUAGGAAAUUACAGCUGCACGACGGUUGGAGACCGCUGCAUUACAACAUUCUAAUUGAGCCCAACAUUCGCACCGCCUCCAACAAUGGUAGCAUUGCCAUUGAGGUACAACGCGACGCCAAUAUCCCCACUUUGCUUCCGAUUAUACUUGAUGUACACAAUAUUUCCAUAUCGAAUGUGCGCGUCAUACGUUCGUCCAGCAAUGUCUCCGCAAGCGAUGAAAUCGAAUUGGAUUUCGAUGGUAAAUAUGGCGAGAACAACUCAACUUUUGUGGUGGCCAUCAAUAAGGGUAUUGAGGAUGAGCACGAUGUCAAGUUGAUUGUGAGCAUGGAUUUUGUCAGUCAGAUAACCGACACGCUACAGGGUGUGUACCGAACAAGCUAUACGAAUUUGGAAACCAACAAAAUUGAAUGGAUGGUCAGCACGCAAUUUUCGCCGGUUGACGCACGUCGCGCAUUCCCUUGCUUCGAUCGUCCGGACAUGAAGGCGAACUUUACCAUCAGUAUUAUACGCGAUAAUAAAUUAGGCAUGGCUUUGUCCAAUAUGCAUCUCUAUCGUAGCUCUAUUCACCGUCCAGGCUUUACGCGCGAUGAUUUCGUAACAUCACCGAAGAUGCCUAUUUACAGUUUCGCCUUUAUCGUUUCCAAUUUGGUGAAAUCGCAUUACUCCGACUUGGAUGCAAACUUAGUGCCACGCGUCGAGAUUUGGACACGUCCCGAAAAUACUGAAAUGACCAAUUAUGCCUAUUCAAUGCUGCGAAAGUUCCUGCCCUACUACGAAGAGUAUUUCGGCAUAAAGAAUCGUUUGGCGAAAAUCGAUAUGGUGUCGAUACCAGAUUUUGGUUUUAGUGCUAUGGAAAAUUGGGGACUGAUUACAUUCAGAGAUUCCGCUUUACUCGUGCCCGAAGAUCUUGAUCGCGCUUCCUCGUCUGAGCAUAUGGAACACGUUGCACAGAUUGUCGCACACGAAUUGGCGCAUCAGUGGUUUGGCAAUUUGGUAACACCGAAAUGGUGGGAUGAUCUUUGGCUGAAGGAAGGCUUUGCCUGCUACAUGAGCUACUUGGCGCUGAAUACAAUACGUCCCGAAUUCCAAAUUAUGGACACCUACACUAUCUAUGAAUUCGGUGAUGCCAUGCAACAUGAUUCCGACAAUAGUUCGCAUUCUAUUGCCUUCGAUGUGAAAUCGACCACUGAUAUACGUCGCAUCUUCGAUCCGAUUACCUAUUCAAAGGGUAACAUACUUUUGCGUAUGUUGAGUUCUUUCGUGGGCGAUGAAGCUUUCCGUGCGGCAACACAAGAUUUACUGAAGUCGUACGCUUACGGUAAUGCCGAUCGUGAUGUGUUGUGGGAAUUUAUGACAAAACAUGCGCACGAACACAAGACACUGCCGGAUAAUCUACAAGUGAAAACCGUUAUGGAUUCGUGGAUAACGAAGCCUGGCUAUCCCGUUGUAAUGGUAGAGCGCCUCGGUGCUGAUUUAGUGUUGACACAAGAACGUUAUAUGUUGCCAUCGCGAAAUAUGUCGGAUGACAGUCGUUUUGUUAUACCGAUCACCUUCGAAACGGAUGAGUUGCGUAAAGGCGAUAAUAUACCCACACAUUGGAUGUUGGAGACUGAUCGCCAGAUUACCAUAAGCGAUGCUUUCACCUCGGAGAAUAAUACGGAUAAUGUGGUGUAUGUGAAUUUGAAUCGUCAGGGUUACUAUCGCGUCAAUUAUGAUAUGGCCUCUUGGUUGGCGUUGAAGAAGAAAUUCACCACGCUGCCGCGCAUCACACGUGCGCAACUUUUGGAUGAUGCCUUGCAUUUGGCACAAGCCGAAUAUUUAACCUACGACAUACCGCUCACCUUCCUGAUGGAGAUCUUCACGGCCACCGAUGACGAGCUACUGUGGCGCGCAACGCAACGUGGACUCACUUAUAUCAUACACAUGCUGCAUCGCGAGCCUGCCUAUGAGACAUUCAGAGCCUUUAUGAAAUUCAUUGUACGUCCUGCCUUUGAUCGUUACGGCUUGAAUGAACCGGACAAUGAAUCGCACAUACAACUACAACAUCGCGCCAAUAUUGCGCGUCUCGCAUGCAAAUUCAACUACGAUCGCUGUACAAUGCCAGCGCACCGGAAGUAUCGCGAGUGGAUGGCAGAUCCUAAGCUGAAUCGCAUUAAGCCAAAUCUGAAACCGAUUAUUUAUUGCACGUCGCUCGCUGAAGGCUCCUUCCAGGAAUGGUACUUUGCCUACAAGCAAUAUAAACGCACCACAAGCGCAUCCGAGAAGGAGCAGAUCUUGACCUCUUUGGGCUGCACCACAAAACCAUGGCUACUCUCCAAAUAUCUAAAUAUGACUAUCGAUCCAACAUCGGGUAUUUUGAAACAGGAUGGCGCUCGCGCUUUCCGUGCCGUUGCUGAGAAUCCAAUCGGUUACGAGAUUGCAUUCGAUUUUCUGCAAUCGAAAAUCAAGGAAAUCGCUGAAUACUUCGGUGACGGCUUCUCCACGCUCAACGAAAUGAUCAAAUCGAUAACCACCUACAUGAAUAAGGAAUACCACAAAGAACAGCUGCAGCAAUUUGCCGAUCGUGCACGCAAACUGGGACUGACAGCAGUUGAAGAAGCCAUUGGUUUGGCUAUGGAGCAGGUGAACAACAACAUUUAUUGGCGUGAGCAUUCUUACUAUCAACUGAAGGACUUCCUGGAAGCGAUAGUCAGCGAAUUUCAUAUAAAUAUAUUUUAAGUAAUGAGAAAGUACGGCGUUAAAGAGGAAGAAGGAGAAAUGGAAAAGGCAGAAAUGCAAGAAUAAUGCUUUGAAAUUGUUUAAGAAAAUGAGCUGGAGAGUUAUGCGUGCGUAUUGUGUUUGAUAGAGCGUGGAGUGCGUAUGAAGCAGGCUGGAUGCCACUAAAAAAUUGUGUGAAAAUUCAAAUCUUCUCAUUUUCAUUCUAAUAUAAGCUAGUUUAUCAAUUAGUCUAAGCGUCAAACCUAUUGUAUUGGGAAGAGGAAUACAAAGGAGGAGCUUUAAAUUUCGCAACACAACAGCAAGCAAUUGACGGUUAACAGAAAUUCGUAUUGACAUAGAACUUUUGUAUUUUAAGCACACAAUUUGAAAAUUCUAUUUUGUAAUAAUAUGUUGUUUUGCCAACAAAGUGAUAUAUUUGUAUAAGUGAGAGUUCCUCUGCUGAGGAAAUGAAGCCAACUUUUAACUAAAGAAGAAAGCGAUGUAAAAGUAAUGUGAAUUUUGUUAAGCACAAAAGCAACGAGUAUUUGUCAUAUUUUUUUAAAUUAUAAUUUAUUAUUAUUAUUUUUAAUUUUUUUUUUGUUUUGCCUUGUAAGAUGAUAUUUUUAGUAUUUCUUUUUAUUUAUUUGCUUAUGUAACAAAAACAAAAAAAAUGUACUACUUAAAAAGCAGCGCGCCAGUAUACAAUAAGAAUUUAAAUGUUAAAACAAUCAGUGUUUAAUGUGUGAAAAAAAUUCAAAAUUAAGCGGCAUUUAGAGGGGUCACCGGAAACCCUGCGCAUUUGAAAAUUUGUCAAUUUGUAAAUAUGCUUAUGAAAAGUAUUGAAAUUGUUUGUAAAUCUUCAGAAAAUGGCGCGUUUAUUAUAGAAAACACUAACACAGACAUAUAUUAUACAAUAAUAUAUAUAUAUAUGUACACGAACGAUUUAAAUAUAUAACGACACUACCACAUAAUAACACACUAUUUACUUAUAAAUACUUAUAAUUACUACACUGUAAUACUUAAACACUUACAGUUAUACAUACAUGCACAUCAAGUAUAGGAAAAUAUUUAAUUUUUUUUUUAUAUUUAAAAAUGUCAAAAAACAUCAGGUCACUAUUAUGUAACAUACAUAUAUUUUUAACAAUUUUGUAUACCAAUUAAACUGUAAAUUAAAUUAGUUAUGUCUACUCUUAUAAUCACAUUACAAUUUAAAGAAAAUUUAAACAAUUAAAUUUAAUAAUUGUAGUGAUGUUCCUAUGUUGAAAUGCAGCCAUACAUACAUGUAUGUAUGUCUGUAAGAUAUAUAAAAUACAAAAAGAAAUAAACUAUUUUACUAAAAACUAAAACUUUAGCCAGAAGCACGAUUUUAGCGUUAAGUUUAAGCAUAAUUAUAAAUAAUAAUUAUAAAAAAUAAAAAUGAAAAUGAAAAUGAAAAUAAAUAAUAAUAACAACAAAAGAAGAAGAACUAUUUUAUUAAAACAUUUACGAAUUCAUGUUGCAUACUUACCGGUUGAAAAACCUAAAAAAAAUAGAAACAAAGUAAAUAUUAAAAUUCAUAACAACACACAAAAAUAUAAUUUAAAAAAAUAUUACAACAAAAAUUACAUAAAAUAUUAGCAAAAUAUAUUUUGAAUACAUUUGAAAGCCAACAGCCAUCCAUCGCUUUAAAUUUUUGAUUUUUUUUACAAACUUCUAUUGUAAAUACAAAAAAAAAUAUAUUACAUAUAAUUAAAAUUGGCAAAAAAAAUAAAUAUAUUUUUCAAUUAAAAAUACUAUGCACAUUUACAGCACAUGAGUGUAUGCCGUACGUGUGCGUAAUAGUCACUUAAGAUAGCCAUUAUAUGAAUUAAGCCUUAGAUCGCAGUGUCCUUAUGCGCAUACAUAGCCAUUUAUGCCAUUUACACACACACAUAUAUACAUGCAUACAUACACAUACUUGUGUGUAUUUGUACAUUGAAUAUUAAAGGAGUAAAAUAUUUUUUGCUAAAUUAAUUUCAAGACCUUUCUUGCAUAUUUUUUGAAAGACAUACGUGCACAUGUAUACAAAUUAAAAUGCCGAAAAAUUAUAAUAAAAAUUGAAGAGUAAAUACAAUUUGUAUGUAGAAAUCAGACACCAAAAAUAUACAUAUAUACAAGUAUUUCAACUUUUGCACUUUCGGUCUUUCAUAGACACACUAAAUUAGUAAUUAAUUUAGUUGAGUUAAGCGUAAAUGUUUUCGUGCAGAAAUUGUUGUAUUAAAUGAAAGUUCAUAAUUGCUUCAUUAUCAAUCAGAGAUUUAUUGUGUAAUUGAAUAAAUGAUGAAAUAAAUAAAAUAUAAUGUAAUAUAUUAAAAAUAAAA
Zeugodacus cucurbitae (melon fly) is the source of this 6580-nucleotide messenger RNA. Its product is annotated as aminopeptidase N. Gene Ontology annotation, cellular component: cytoplasm. Gene Ontology annotation, molecular function: peptide binding; metalloaminopeptidase activity; zinc ion binding. Bases 810 to 4262 code for a protein of 1150 amino acids. NCBI's taxonomy places the organism in Eukaryota, Metazoa, Arthropoda, Insecta, Diptera, Tephritidae. The transcript has 13 exons. Gene Ontology annotation, biological process: proteolysis; peptide catabolic process. The record is from RefSeq and is a predicted model, not a curated record.